UUGUUUUUAUUGUUAUUGUUUGAAAUAAAUAUUUUCAGAUUUUAAGAAAUGGAAAUUAACAGUCAAGGUUACAUAUCCACUGAAAAUAGCAGGGACAGUGUGUAUGACCAGAAUGUUCCUGGGACCCCUAGGCUUCAUUCUUUGGAUUUUACCAUUGGUCCAGAUAUUCAGACAGUUCCAUGUUCCCCCUUCUCUCAGAGUCCACUCAACAGUCAGGAGUUUUUCGUCUCAUCCCAGGAACAAACACCACCUCCUUCUCCAUCCAACCAUCCUCCGCCUUUUCAGUUAAACCAUCUGCCAUUCUCUCCGCCCUUCGUGACGUCCAGGUUUCCGCCGGCGGUUCCUCCGCCGACAAGAUUAAUAAGACAAACUUCGGCUCAAGGAAUACCAGGUUGGAUCCUCCUGGAUCACAACCCGUGCCAGGAGCAGAAUCCGUCCCUGGAGCAUUUUCAGUUUGUUCCUCAAGUCCAGCUAGAGUCUCCAGAUUUGCAGUCCACGCCGCAGUUUAGAUCUCUUCUAUCUGGACGUUUGCGUGACUGUUCUCAGGACCAGUUGGUCCCUGGAACCCCCAUCAAUACUUCUACACCUAUACCUACCUCAACCCUACUCAACCAGGUCCCAGAAACCCCCAUCAAUACUUCUACUCCUAUACCAACCUCAACCCUACACAACCAGGUCCCAGAAACCCCCAUCAAUACUUCUACUCCUAUACCAACCUCAACCCUACACAACCAGGUCCCAGGAACCCCCAUCAAUACUUCUACUCCUAUACCAACCUCAACCCUACUCGACCAAGCUUUAUUUACGCCUAGUCAUAGUUCCAUCCCGGAGAAUCAAGCUGAAACUACUCCUAGUCCCAUUAUAUAUCCAAACCUAUCUCCUUCAUCUACUCCUGUGUCUAGUUCAACUCCCUCUGCUGCCCAAUUCAAUCCCAGUUCAUUUCCGAAUACCCUGUCAACUCCCUUAUGUUUUCCUAGGCCUCAACAUGCAGUAUUUCAAACUCCUAAAUCUUCUCCGUCCGUCUCUUAUAAAUCGAACCGCACUCCUAAAACUUCUCCGUCCUUCUGUUCUAAAUUCAACCGCACUCCCAACUCAUCUCCGUCCUUCUCCUCUAAAUUCAACCGCACUCCAAACCCAUCUCAGUCCUUCUCUUCUAAAUUCAACCGCAAUCCUAAAACUUCUCCGUCCUUCUCUUCUAAAUUCAACCGCACUCCCAACCCAUCUCCGCCCCUUUCUUUUAAAUUCAACCGCACUCCUAAACCUUGCUCCUCCAAAUCAUUAAAGCAGGGAAAUCUAACUCCGCUAAAGGCUUCAAGGUUCCUGAAAGAUUCUCCGCCGAUUGUGAGCGGAUUCAAGAUUCUAGGUUCUCCGCCCAAUACUCCUGGAAUAGGUUCUACUCCUGAACAUAUCUCCAGUACCGCUCUUGAGCAUGAGAAAGGUUCUGUUCCUGACACAGAAAAGGGAGGGAUAUCCAUGUCAAGAUCAAUAAAUCAUAAACCAAAUUGGAGAGAUUUAUUCCCUGAUUCUGAGGAUGAUGAAUGGUAACCUAGUGGCCUUUCGGCCUAGUAGCCUAGCUGGUGACCUAUUGGCCUUGUGACCUUUCGGCAUAGUUCCAAAGCCAGUGGAACUGAAAUAAUUGAAAAUUAAAACCCUGGUUUUGAUUUUGAACCGGAAAUAUGUAAUGAAAUAAUAUUUUGUUUACAACGUCCAUACUGGCGGCUAGUCAUAUUUAGUCAAGAAAAUUCUAGAUAAGAUUAUUAUAAUUAUUAUUUUUUGUAAGACAUCGUU
Molecule: messenger RNA, 1788 nt
Organism: Eurytemora carolleeae
Lineage: Eukaryota; Metazoa; Arthropoda; Copepoda; Calanoida; Temoridae
Exons: 7
Coding region: 49-1545 (498 amino acids)
Source: RefSeq, a predicted model, not a curated record